AUGGCAUUUCUCAGGGCUUGCAACCCUAAUAUUGCUUUCCUUACUGAAACUUUGAUUGGUGAGUCAAAUGCUUACAAUGUUUAUUCUUCCUUGGGUUUCGACAACUACAGAUAUAUUUCUGCUAAUGGCAGAAGUGGAGAUUGGGAUCUCCUUUGUGUGUAUGGGCCUCCCGAAAAACACUUAAGAAGCAGAUUUUGGUCAAAUCUCUCUCAUUAUGCUGCUCAAAUUCCUAAUCCCUGGUGUAUCAUGGGUGAUUUAAAUGUUAUUCAAUCAAUGAGAGAAAAUAAGGGUGGUAAUCAAACCAGAAAUGCAGCAAAUGGUGAUUUUAAGAACUUUAUACAAGACAUGGGUUUAAUUGAUAUGGGAUUUACAGGGCCAACCUUUACAUGGUCUAAUGGAGCUGUUGUUGAGAAACCAAUUUUUGAAAGGCUUGACAAAGCUAUGUGUACUCCUGAUUGGUUUUUUAUGUUCCAGAACAAUGUUGUUCUUCAUCUUCCUAGAAUAAGUAGUGAUCAUGCUCCCAUUCUUGUUAACACUCACAGGACUACUAAACUAAGAAGGAAGCAUUCUAACAAGUUUGAGUACUUCUGGGUAGAUCAUCCCGCCUUUAAGGAUGUGGUGAAAAAUUCUUGGAACUCUACUCAUCAUAACAUUAUGGGUAAACUCAGUUCAGUUGGGGAGGAUUUAAACAAAUGGAUCAAAGAAGCUUUUGGAAACAUUUUUAGAGCAGUAGAAGAUACUAAGGAAAAGCUACUCAAGGUGCAAAUGGAGGCCCACGGUAGAGAUACAAGAGCUGAAGAAACUGAACUGUGUAAAGAAAUUGAUAAAUUAAAUCUUCUGCAAUAA
Messenger RNA from Papaver somniferum (opium poppy), 846 nucleotides. RefSeq lists its product as uncharacterized. The record is from RefSeq and is a predicted model, not a curated record. Lineage: Eukaryota; Viridiplantae; Streptophyta; Magnoliopsida; Ranunculales; Papaveraceae. Bases 1 to 846 code for a protein of 281 amino acids. The transcript has 2 exons.